Molecule: messenger RNA, 4887 nt
Organism: Amoebophrya sp. A25
Lineage: Eukaryota; Dinophyceae; Syndiniales; Amoebophryaceae
Source: the annotation of a GenBank genome assembly
CCAGCAUGCAAAGAUAUCUGAAGGUUGACCAAGGGAGUAUAGUUGAGGAAGGCUAACGUAGGAUCCUGAAAAGAAGCAAAACAAAAUCAGUACCAUUCGGUCUACUUUCUGAUCUCGCGUAUGCGCAGAAGUUCGUCACGUGCUCAGCUAGAGAACAAUCUUUCUUUUUUCUGUUGCAGGUUUGUGCGCUAACAUCUUCCAAAGCAAAAGGAUGGCCACCUGGAUGUCAAUGCAUGCGCUUCUUGUCUCGCUUCUCCUGCUCUCUGUUUCUGGAAUCACCGUCAAUGCGCGAGCCAGUGCAUCUAGUCCGUCGACCAAUCAUAUACUGGGUUCCGUCCCUACAGGAGACUCUUCGUCCCAGAGAGCGGUGCUUCACACUCCCAAACCCUUGCUAUAUCCAGCAUCUCUUUCGGCAGAAGAUACUGCAAGACAAGGAGUUGCUUAUCCAGCCACGUCGACUCCCGCGACCGUUGGCCAUGUACCAGACCAUCAUACAGGAGCUUCUAGUUCUACUCAAGUAGUUGAUAGUACAGCAUAUUCUCCGAGCUAUGCGCCUCCGGGAAGUGGUCCACAGCGCGUGCAUGCUGUGCCCACAUCGUUGACGACACGUCCACCUGGGCAGGCACGAAUUCUUCAGGUCGUCCUUCCAAAGGGGCUGCCGCCAGGUAGGCCUCCAUCGCACCUCAUCCGUCGCGGACAACCGUCUGACGGCACCACAACGUCCAGAACACCAAAUACGAGAAGCGCUGAUGCUCCGUCGAGAACUUGCACCACUCCACGGAAGGAUUUUGUCAGUAUCAGCAAUACAGGGCGACUCCAGGAGCAGUUUGUACGUCAGAGCCCAUCUUCCUACUCCCAGGCGGCUUCAGUUUCUAAAUCAGGAGCAAGUUCUUCAAGUAUCGGCGUUCCAACACCACUGCAUCCCACGUCGUUACUGAAGGAUGAGAGUGAUGGCAGUGACGCGGAUCGAGAAGAAACUCCCGCCGCGUAUACGCGUCGACAGCUGCUGCGGAUGCAGAGCUCCUUGUCGGGAGGGAAAAAUGGAACCAGACGUAUUGCGGGAGCUGUUGCUGUGGAGAAAAGUACGGGUGCGACACAUCAUAGAGAGCAGGAUACCCAUGACGGCACCAUGGCGACGUCAAGUACAUCCGGGCCACCUACUCCUUCUGGAGGUACAUCAGAACAACAACAACACCAUGUCACACGAAGUAGAGUUGGCCCAGCACGAAUCGUGUCUCUGCCACCGACUGCUUCGGGUGCCUUCUCAGAACAACACCUCCUAAACAAUAAUUAUCUGGGGGCGCGAAGAGUUGGUGCUACUCCGCUUUGCUAUGCAGCUACAGUGCCAGCAUCCUCUUCGCAGAUCUUUUCUUCACCCAGUUCGACGCAGAAUGUUGACCCGUCUCCACCUUCUCCUGUUGGAGUUUUGCCUCAUGAGACUGACACGACGGUCAUCAAGGAUCCUGUGAGUGAUGGUCUCGCGGACGCUUUCGGCCAACUAUCCCUGAUGUGUGACCUAGAAAAUUCAGUGAACACCUUUUCCCCAGGUCACGAGGGUAACAGGUUGGCCAGCGUUUUCCAACAUCCCAGAACUGGCCGGCGUCUUCUAGUAGGGUCCUUAAAAGCUGCAUCGAACUUUGACAAACUAAAACGAGCUGGAGUUGGAACGGUUUUAGACUUGUCUUAAGGGUACUUAGAUUAUCACUAUCCCGUGUGGACAGACUAGGCUGAGUGGGGUCCGUGUGGACUCUUCUAUACUGAGUAGGGUCUUCAAGUCCUCCUCUGAUUUCUUGAAGCUGAAGGGGAAAGAAACUAAGACGAAAAUAAGACGGCACUCCUCCACUCGACUUCUUUCAACUGAAUCGUCUUAGUCGGCACUUCUCCACUCGACUAAGGAAACUAACUGGAAGUAGAGUAGUCUAGUCUUUCAAACCCCUGGAGUGGGUACAUACAUACAUACAUACAUACAUACAUACAUACAUACAUACCUCUAAUUGUCACAGGGAAAAUUUGCGGGUUCGGAAGACAUUGAGCGACGCGUGAUACCAGUCGCGGACCAGAAGGAUGAAACGGUUGUCUUGUUUUCUUAUCUGUUGGACGCAGUGCGGUUCUUGGAUGCGGCAUUGGACGAUGGGUGUUUCUUUGCCGACGAUGAGGAGCAUGCUAGCAAAAUCUAUGAAACGAAAAUCUGUUAUCAUUAUCAAGUUUCUUAAGUAGAAAAGUACGAUAAUGAUAUUGAUAAGAGAUUUUGGUUUCAUAAAAUCAGAGGAAAGAUCUUGAUGGACGACUGUUGUAGUUCUCCUGGUGGAGGAACUUCUGGUGCAGGAGGGGGCUCAUCUUCUGCUACAACUACAGAACCAAAUCAACCAGAUGAUGAGAACGACUCCUCAUGUCUCAUGCAGGAACUACUGAGUUCGACCUUGGGCAUCUCCAAGAACGGGUGUAGUCAAGAUAUGCGCAGAUUGCGAGAAGACCUUCAAAAUAGACGGGCCAUGUUCGAGAGCGAAAGUGAGGUCGCCCAACUGGAGAGGCGAGUGCGUGUGCGACAGCGGAACGCCGCGGAGAGAACCAUAAAAGGAGGGUUUCCAUCAUCGUCAAGUAGGAGAGUCGCAGCAUUGACGUCCGCUUUUUCAGCUAGUGAUCACCAGUCUGUUGAACAACAAGGAAAUCGCGCUAGUGCUGCCACUAGCAGUAGAACAACUUCAGCUGGUGGCACACAACUAGUUCGGCAAGGACUGGACGAUGACUCAAGCAAACCGAAAGGUGAACAAGAACGACGCGUGACAGAAGCCGACGCGUUGCGCAGAAAGUGGUCCAUCGCAGUUUUACGUCUCUUCGGAGAACAGGAACUCUAUCCAGUCGACAGACACGGUCUAGUCUGCAUUCAACAUGAAGAGACUAGAAAGUCGACGCACCAUGUUGGUGUUCCGGGUACUAGUGCAAAAUUCGAGCAGGAGGAUGGAGGUUCUGGAUGUCUCGGUCCAUUCCCUAAAGAUAGUAGUAGAGUUUCAUCUUCAGUUUCCUCUGCUGGUAGAAAUCCAAAUGUCUUGGUGAACUGCGUCGCUGGCAAGUCACGCAGCGUAACGGUUGUCCUAGCUUACCUAAUCGUCGUCCAACGUUACACGCUACGCGAAGCCUUACGAACGGUCUUCGCUCAAAGAAGUCGCAUUUACCCCAACGUCGGGUUUUUUCGUGCUUUGCAGCUACUUGAACGCUUCGUACAUGUGGUACCGGUGCCUAGCAUUAGUGAAGCCGAUAUUGCUGAAUUCCACCAAUACCAAAAAGUAGCUAGAGCUCUCAGUCGGCGACUAGCACAACAGCAAGGAUAUUUUCAGGAUUCGAGUUUUGCUGCUCGUUUCAUCCGCGCCUGUACGACUGGAAGCAGACUUGAUGGAGAUCGUGAAGAUGCUCGGACCACAUCAACUAGGAAGGGAACAAGGACAACUAGAUCUAGAAGUUGUAGCACUUUAUUCAGUACAACUGGUGUUGAUCUUCAAGAUGUUGGAGGAGAUGGUGGAGACGAAUUGUACAACGAACAGAGCAAAAAUAGCAGUCUCUCAAAAAGGACCACUUCUACUAGAUCUUCUUCUUCCUCUAGGAGUCCUGGGGAAGGCUCAUCAUCCUCUAGUUCAUCUUCUCCUAGUAACGACUCCUCAAGAACACCAACAGAACUUCUGACGCCUGAAGAGGCGCUCUCUCCACUGUGUAGACGACACGGAGUUAGCGGUCAUUCAGCACGCAAAACGGCGCGGAGAUCACAAACCGAUGAAGGGUGUAUCCUCUGUUAACGACGUCUGCUGGAUAAAGAACUUCGAAUAAAGAAUUGGAAAUCAUUCAUGAGGAACUACAGGAUUAGAGAACGAGAAGAGAUCACGUAAUUCUUCUACACAUAGAUACGUAAGCUGCACUAGAAGCAUUACUCAUCCAUUUUCAACGGCAUCAUUAUUCCUGAUAUUAGAUUUUGGUUACGGCAUUGAUAGAUUGAUGGAUGCUGAUACUUAAUUAGCUUUUCAGUAAAGACGGCCUUGGAAACCAUCACCGGCCCUCCUUUUGAGUUUAUAUGUACUUCUUCAUUUGAGCUGACCACCUUGGGGACAUAUGUAAAAAGUGGCCUCUUGUCUUCUUUCUGCCACUAUAGUGACCAUCAAAGCCGCUGCGGAAAAAACGGCUAGUGCACUGGCUCUAAAGACAUAUUUUCCUUAUUCAAGAGAAUAUCAAGAUUUUGGUCUUCUUCGGUCUGAAUUCUGCAUUUGAGCUGAAGAUAUUUCUCUCUCAGCUCUCUACCAACUGUCUGCUUAAAAUCAUGUGUGAGUUUUCUACUUGGGUCUAGAGGAAGCGCGGUGCAUGAUUAGUAAAGCAAACGUGAGUGAUGUAAAUGUAAUCACUCAAAUAUAUUGACCCACGUGGAGAUUUGAUUGACUUGUAUUAUUUCUUUCUCACUCCGCCCGUUCUCGUUGGGUUCGUGCUCCUUCGUACUACGCUGACAUCCCGUGUCUGGAAUCAACAUUACAGGAUCUUCUAAUCGCACAGUCAACAUUUGUUUGUCGUUUGCUAAAUGUAUCGUGUCUCGUCUGUCGUUGCACGUUUUCAACCACGCAUGAUGUCACCCCAACUAUGCGUGACCACCAAUGUCAUACUCAUCUGGAACCUGUAUGCAGGGGAGCCGCUCGCCUGCGGGUGAGGAGCAUGAAAUAAAGUCCAAUUAUUGUUAUAAGUAGAAGAAAGUAGCAGGAGUAGGACAACGACUACGACUUACACGUAGGAGCAUCAUCAGCUUCCUCAAGGAGCAUCUUCAAGACACUGGCAGUCCUCGUUUUUCAUACAUAAACUCAUGCAUUGCCUGGACAUCAACCGUGUGGUACUAUCCGUCUACUCUUGCAUUUCAAG